GAUGUUCACCGCCAACUUAGCGAAACCUCGUUAAUCAACGGAAUAUUGGAAUCGGGAACCAAACUCAAAAAUAUUAUGGCGUUGCGCCUGAUAAUAAUUACGAGGCAGUUUGGUUGUUCUAUAGUAUACGUGUGAGCCUUGUGCCAGACUUCAUUUGUAUACUGGUCUCGUUGCGUAGAUUAUUUCGAAAAUUACGUAGUGAAAGCCAUCUAUACUGUAUAGUGAUGUGUACAAUUUCAGUACAUGGCUAAUGUCUGCUUUUGUUAUAAUUGGAAAUGGGAAAACAUAAGAAAAAGGAUAAAAAGAAAGACAAGAAGAAGCAUCGCAGACGUCGCUCAUCACCAAAAAGUGAUUCGGAUGGAUCAUCAAGCUCUUGGGAAGAGGUCCCUAAGGCAUCCGACAACAACCAAAAGCAAGACAAAGAAGGAAGUUCUUCGGAAAGUAGUUCAGCGUCAGUUUGUUCAUGGAAAAAUGUUUCGAAGGGUAGUCAAAAGAAUGCCGAUCGUGGGCCUGCCAAUCAAACCUUCUGUCAAGCUUCCGAACGGAUAGAUUGGCUGGCUGGAAGCGAUAUUCUCUCAUCGAUAUCAAAAGAUUAUCGUGAGGAGAAAAGGGGACGACAUCAGCAAAGAAAGCAAAUGGAACGGCGAGUGGAUCAGCCUGGACAACAUGAACGAGAGCAAAACCCAUAUUGGAAAGAUGGGGGUCUAGGGCUUCCACAAAGCGAAUCAACUGCGUCGGAGCAAACCGGGGAAGGACUUUCAGCUAGUCGAAGUUUACCGGUGGCUGAGAGUGAUCAUGGACAGCUGCAGUGGCUUCAGCGCGCCUUAAAAAGAUUGAAAGAGGAAGCUCACGAUAAGGGGCUCCCGGUGGAGGAGGUCGCCAAGGAACGCUGGGGUAGCUUAUCAAAGCUUGAGGGUUUAAUUCGUGAAGCGGAAUUGAAAACUGGCAUUCGGUGUGGCCGCGGUCCGAUAAGGUACAAUGACAAUUCUUGUUUUGAUGGCCGUAGCGAUCGACGCCACCAUGAGGGAGGCUCCUCACGUAAGUGGGAAGACACGCGUCGUCGAUUGCGACGGCCGGAUUCUGAUGAUGAAGGUGAAUAUAGAGGAUCAGCAGCCAGAGUAUUGCAGAAAGAUAAUGAAAGGACAUCGUCAAAUGGGACCAGUUGGACGGUAUCAGUAGACCAUCGAAAGAGUCGACAACAUCAAGAUAGCCGUUAUCGAAUAGAUAAAGAACGAAAAUCUUGGCGAAAGGAUACACUUCAGAUGGAACCGUCAUGUCAGACGCAAAGUAAGUCUGAACUUGAAGAUGUAGAAACCACAGGUAGCCCGCAAAAAUCGGGCGAAUUUCAAAGAGAGCCCGAAGGUGAUGCUAAAGCCUCGACCGAAUCCUGCGCCUCACAUGUCAAAAUCAAUGCAUCUUCUAAUCUUCAGUCGCAAGCAUCAAAAGAUGAAGAUCAACAGGAGGAAGAAAUAAAGGUUCUUAGCGAUACUGAGCUGAACAAGCUAGCUGCAAAGCUUCUCAAAGCUGAAAUGAUGGGGCACACUGAGCAGGCGGACAAACUUCGAAAAAAAAUCCAGGCUGCGCGAAAACUUCGUGAAGAAAAUCCCUAUGCCGGCAAAGGCCAAGCUCUGCAACAACAUGAAGUCGUUAUUCUUACCAAGACAGACUCACGAGGCAUUUCCAGACCGGUUCAGCUUAUUCCAGAGGAAGGCCCCUCUGAUGCUAAACGACAGAAGAAAAUUAAACCGGAUACCCAUAGAGCGGGUGACCGAAUGCGGUAUUUCGCAGACGACGAUCGACAGUCGCUUAAAGAAAUGUUUGAGCGCGAAAAGUUGUCGACAGCUGCGGACGAUAUGGCCAUGUUCGCUAAAAUGGCUGGUCGAAUCAAAGCCAAGGUAGGAGAUGAGGAUUACACCGUCGAUGACGGCUUCGUGGAGCAGGCCGCCAGACACGAUGACUCCAAGUCUCAAAAAGAGCAAGAUGCUAAUAAAGCUAUACAAGAACACCAUGUCAUGAGGAAAGCGCUGGAGACAUGUUAUUAUUGUUUGGAAUCGCCAGCAUGUCUGAAACACCUACUAAUAUCCGUUGGCAGUUACGUAGCACUGAGUCUACCUACCUAUGAAAGUCUUACAGAGGGGCAUUGUAUUCUCGCGCCCACACAGCAUAUUGCCGCGUUAAAUCUCGCCGACGAAGAUGUUUGGCAGGAAAUAACGAGGUUCCGUACUGCUUUGACUGCUAUGUUUUUGGCUGCCAACUACGACUGUGUUUUUCUUGAGACGGCGAUGGGCCUGUCCUCGUUAAGGAAACCGCACACAGUUCUACAUUGUGUACCCGUUCCUCGCGAAGUCGGCGAACUCUUGCCGAUGUACUAUAAAAAAGCCAUUCUCGAAUCCGAAACAGAAUGGGCGCAAAAUAAAAAAUUGGUUGAUUUGUCGGUGAAGAGGGGACUUCGUUACUCAAUACCAAAAGGUCUCCCCUAUUUCGCCGUGGAUUUCGGCACAGAUCACGGUUUCGCCCAUGUCAUUGAAAAUGAAAAAGAAUUCCCAAGGCAUUUCGGACUUGAGAUUGUUGGAGGUCUUAUUGACUGCGAACCACGUCUGUGGCUAAAGAAGCGCGCCGAGAAUUUUCAGCAGCAAAGCUUAAAAGCUGUCAAGUUUUCUAAAAUGUGGAGUCCAUACGAAUUCAACGAGAAGCUCGUCUAACGCCGAAUCGAACGUGUCAGAUAUUCUAUUUGAUUUAGAUGCAGAUCUAAUACACUAGCGUAGCGAGUACUAAACAGCUUUGUAUAUCCGCUAUUAGAUGUUGGAAUCCUACUUCCUUAAUGAAUUCGCUGCGAUAGUAUCUGCUACGUAUUUUUGAACUAUAGAACUGUUAUAUAGCUCAGAUUGAAGACCGCUUAUUUGAAUACGACUUACUAAUUUCAAGUUAUGGAUCAGUACCAUAAAUGAGACUGUACAUAUUCGCAUGUACAUGUAAAACAAGUGAAUAAAUAUGAGUUACUUUAAAAACGCA
Molecule: messenger RNA, 3012 nt
Organism: Varroa destructor (honeybee mite)
Lineage: Eukaryota; Metazoa; Arthropoda; Arachnida; Mesostigmata; Varroidae
Product: CWF19-like protein 2
Biological process (GO): mRNA splicing, via spliceosome
Cellular component (GO): post-mRNA release spliceosomal complex
Source: RefSeq, a predicted model, not a curated record